Messenger RNA from Symbiodinium natans, 1602 nucleotides. The record is from the annotation of a GenBank genome assembly. Lineage: Eukaryota; Dinophyceae; Suessiales; Symbiodiniaceae.
AUGGUCCUCGGCUUUGCCUCGCUCCGUGCCGGACACAUCUUCAUGGUCCUCGGCUUUGCCUCGCUCUAUGCCGCGUACUUCUUCAUCGUCAUCGACUUUGCUUCGCUCUACGCCGAAGCCCAACGCGUUGCCCUGGCCACGAUGAACGCUGCUUUCGGUCGAUGCCCUGACGAUGCCACUUGGAGAGACUUUUGCACCUACCUGCUGCGAGGCAGGUGGGCGACAAAAAUGCUCGCUGGUCACAGGCUGCAAGAUGAGGCGGGCUGGCGUGCCAAGUUCGAGAGAUUUUGGGAGCAGUAUCGUUCGGUAGACCCGCAGUGCCCAGUGUUCCAGGACCACGGUGGCAGUUUGGGCACAUGCAUCCCCGUGCUUCUGCACGGGGAUGAAGGUGUGGGGCAUCGCCGUAGACCGGUCAUGCAAAUCAGCUUUGGUCCAUUGCUUGAGGUGGGAAAGGAAGCGCUGAACCGUCUUUUUCUGCUUACCACUUGUCCAAGCAAGCUGUGCAGCAAGUACAACACAGGCACGGCAGCUGUCAAUCCUGUCAUCGAUCGGCUGUUGGAGGAGGUGGCGCGUUCAAUGCGCAGUUGCUAUCUUGCUGGUGUUGUGACUGAUGUUGCACGCUUCUACAUUGUUUGCAUUGGGCUAUCUGGAGAUCACAUUUUCCAGUCGAAGGCCUUUCGAUGCAACAGACACCACACCAGAAAUGCUGUAUGUCCAUUGUGCUUGGCCAAUACAACAGACAUGCCUUUCGAAGAUGUGGAGGUGGAAGAUGCGCUUUGGACCAGGACAGUUUACACAAGCCUGCCGUGGAGCCGCCCGCCACCUUUGCAAGGAAUACCUGGCGCAACUCGCCCAUGGUUCAUCCAGUUUGAUUUGAUGCAUGUUCUGCCUCAUGGCUGUGGCCGGACAUAUAUUGCCUCAGUCAUUGCAAUGAUGUGUGGUCCUUUGAAUCUUUUCCGGGGAAACAACAAAGCGGAACGCAUGCAUGAUGCGUAUACGUACUUCCUGGCGUUUUGCGAAGCCAAACACCUCUUCCCUCGGGACAUGCAAGAGUUCACACCGGAGAACUUUGCUUGGAAGUAUAACCGCAACUUCCCCGAAAUCGGGUGCAAAGCUGCAGAUUGCAACAUGCUGUUUCAGCGGGUGAUCGACUUUUUGUCGUCGACGCCUCCUGAGUGGACGGAACCUUUGCAGUGGACGUACAUGGGCUGUUGUGGUUUCGAUGAUUUUUGCAGGCUUUGCUAUCGCUCAAGCGACAGAGUCUUUUGGUCCAGGGAUGAGGCACGCAAGGGCUAUGGGUAUCUGCGUGUUUUCCUCAGAAGCUACAAGGCGUUGGCUUUCCACUGGCACAAGGAGGGGUGGACCUUAUACAACAUUGUGCCGAAGAUGCAUUUUGCAUGUCAUUGGCUCUAUUCCCUACACCUGUUUCUUCAGUCAGAGGAGCUGUGGACCAUAAACCCAGGCGCAUUUGCAACACCUCUCAUGGAGGAUUUUAUUGGCGUUUGCUCACGGAUAGCCCGAACCUCCCACCCGACGAGUGUGGCCAUCACGACGAUUCGCAAAUACCUCGUGGAAACUAGGAGAGCCUGGCGGUCAGAUUAA